AGGAAAAUUUUGUGUAAAAACUAUUAUGUAAUUAACGUGCAUGUGUUGUGUGGCACGAUGAUCGAUUAUCUGUCGCUGUAAAGAAAAGGAGGCCUCCCCCCGUGACGAGGCAGUGACAGACGGUGGGAGUUCCCCAUGAGAGCGCGUCGCCAGCCGGUCUGCAGCGCGGCGUCCCUCGAGAGCCUGGCACUCGGAGCUGGCACGAGGCGGGGCACGCUGAGGAAGGCACCGCGGCACCUGUACCAUGCUGCUUCUGGAAUUAUGACGGUGACGUUGCUCCAGUGUGAGGGCGUCAAGAUGAGCCUCUUCCAGGACCUUAAACUAAAGCGCCGAAAGGUCGACUCCCGGUGCAGCAGUGACGGGGAGAGCCUGGCAGAGUCAUCCUCGUGCUCGCCAGACUCCGGGUCCUCAGGAGGGGAAGCCUCCUCCUGCAGCCCCGUCCAGCCCCAGCCACCCUCGGAGUCGCCUCGCGCCUCCCCCAAUCCGCGUCCACCCAACCCUGGGAGAUCGUCCCCUGACAGUGCUGGCGAUGAGUUUGUCGAGGUCAAGGCCUGCCAGGAGUCUGGCUUCAGCCAAGGUGAUGACACCCAUGACGCGCACGUGUUCGACGGUGGUGGAGUGCAGCCUGAGUCCUCAUCGGCGCCCACGCGGCCCUCGCAGACACCCCAGGGCCUGUGCCCCAUCCAGCAGUAUGUGGACACUGACCUGCCGGAGAGCAUGUCCACCACGCCGCCGCCACCCGACACCAGCGACCACGCCUCUGAAGUCACCUCGGCAUCAGCAGGUGGCGGCGCGUCACUCCCCCACCACAUGGAGACCUUGGAGCCGCCAAUCAGCACCCUCAGCGCCAUGCCACACACCCUGGCCGCCACCAUGGCCGGCCUCACCCCUGGGGUAGUUACCUCAGCGGGGCUGCGAGCAGGGCCUCCUAUCAGCGCAGCGCAGCCUUACUGGCACGGCGCCGCCAGCCGCAUUAACGGCGUGCGGCCAGAGUUCAUCAGCGGGGGUCUGGUGCAGCCCUCCCAGUCCACAGUGACCCCAGUGCCCACCCCCGCCGACUCCAGUAGGACGGGAUACUCGCCUCGCCUGCGCACGCCCACUGUCAUCAUGGGGGAAGCAGGAGGCGUUAAAACAAUGUUCUGGUCAACCCCUAAUGAGCUUCAGACCUCCGUGUCCCAGGCCCCCAGGGAGGUGCUAACGCGACCCACCACCCCGUGUGGCUACGGCGCUGACACCAGCGACGCGUCCGUGCGGGCUUCAGUGGACGGUCUCCUCACCCUUGGCCAGGAUAAGAGAGGCUCUCCCUCCCAGCUUUCCCCAACCAGCACCCUCUCCCUUUCCCCCGCUGCACGUUCCCCAAUAACUCAGACCUCGAGAUCUCCCCACACCCACACGCCAGUCCCGCGCUCCCCCUACGCGGGCGCCCCUUCGCCAGGGAACCAAGUGGUGAGAUAUUUAGGCUCACCACACAGCUCCCCGGGAGACUUACAACUGCUACACAGUGCCACGUACAUGCACUCCCCCAGCAGCGGAGACAGCCAGAGGCACCCAUCCACGCCCCUCAACAUGGAGCGGCUAUGGGCAGGCGACCGCUCCCAACUUCCCCACACUCAGCCAGACUCCCAAGCAGCUCUCAACCUCUCCACGGUGGGGAUGUGGGGUGCCCGCAACACUGUCCCCGCGCCCAGCCAACCCGCCGCCAUAGAUGAGGAGGACGAGGACCAGCCAAUGAUUUGCAUGAUAUGUGAGGACCGCGCCACCGGCCUUCACUACGGCAUUAUCACCUGUGAGGGGUGUAAGGGGUUCUUCAAGCGGACGGUACAGAACAAGCGGGUCUACACUUGCGUGGCGGACGGUGACUGUGAGAUUACCAAGGCGCAGCGAAAUCGGUGUCAGUACUGCCGCUUCCAAAAGUGUCUCCGGCAGGGCAUGGUGCUAGCAGCCGUGCGGGAAGACAGGAUGCCAGGGGGACGUAACUCCGGUGCUGUCUAUAACCUCUACAAGGUAAAGUACAAAAAGAAAAACAAGAAAAAUGGUCAGAUAAAGCAAGGAGGCACCAUGUCCCCAGAGAAGAAGAUGAGCCUGGACCCUCUGAUGAUGGCUGGCACCACCUCCCUCACCAGUGCCUCCCUCACCCUGCCCAUCCCCAGCCCCCUCACCUCCCCGCCUCCCAUCACAUCACCCCCCAUGCCCUCACCUCUUAACACUGGCCACAUCCUCAAAGCAGCUCUCACCAACCCAUCUGAGGUGGCUCACUUCCGACAAAAGUUGGACAACACUGUCUCCUCAACCAGAGAAAGAGUCAUGCCUUACCCAGUAGCACAAGCCAUGAUAAGGAUGCUGAUAGACUGUGAUGAUUUUGAAGACAUCGCAACAUUAAAGAACCUUGAUGAUUUACUCGAUCACAAGAGUGACUUAUCUACCAAGCUCUGUCAACUUGGGGACUCCAUUUCCAUCAAGCUGGUUCAGUGGACCAAGCGCCUUCCCUUCUACCAGGAACUUCCAGUGGAGGUUCACACCAGUCUCCUCACACACAAGUGGCACGAGCUGCUGGUUCUCACCACCUCAGCUUACCAGGCUAUCUACGGCCUUCAGAAGCUGGGCUCCAGGUCCUCAGAUGGCACUGAAGCUGAGUUUCAUCAAGAGGUGUCCAACAACUUGUGUACACUCCAAACGUGCCUCAACUCCAUGAUGGGCCGCCCCAUCACCAUGGAUCAGCUGCGGCAGGAAGUGGGCGUCAUGGUGGAGAAAAUCACCCACGUCACGCUGGCACUUCGCAAAAUCAAGAUACAGAUUGAGGAGUAUGUUUGCCUCAAGGUCAUUGCCAUGCUGAAUCAACCCCGGAGUGGCCACAAGGAGCUUGAAGUGAUCCAGGAAAGAUACAUGAAUUGCUUACGCUCCUUCUGUGAGACCCACUACCCCUCCCAGCCCUCCAGAUACCAGGACCUGCUAGUCAGACUCCCAGAUAUCCAAGCAGCAGCAGCAAAACUGUUAGAAACCAAGAUGCUCUAUGUUCCUUUCUUGUUGAACUCCACCAUCAACAGAUAGCAAUAAACCACCACCCAGCCACUGGAGCCAGUCGUUGCCUGCAAGGCGUCUCAUAGUGGACCACAUGCCGUCCUGCGUCUGCUUUGGCCCCUCUGCUAGGGGUCUUGCGGCCUCUCAUCAUCACCAUUGCAUCUGUCAGCCAACCCUACUUUGGCUUGUGCCCACUGUGGUCAGUCCAUGAAGUUACCAAUGUCUGCAAGGUGCGUGAUAUUUAUGAAGUGACAAUCUAGCCAGAGCAUUUAUUUUGAUAAAGUUUUUUUUUUUUUUCUGGUGGUUGUGCAACCAACUUAACUGUGAUGGGAGUGUGUACCAGUUUCCUGUGACAAUUUCAAUUUUUUGUAUAAAUUUAUCUUUUUCUAAGAUUUCCCUAGAUACAUUACCAAAGGUUUUUCCUUUUAGAUUUUUAAGGGUUUAUGAUGGGAAGAAAAUUCCUAGAAGCCCAGAACACAAAUACUUAACUGCUGUGCAACUGACAAGUUGUGCAAUUACUUGUGGUAUAUUUUCUCUGCUCUUUUCACCAUCUAAUGAAAAUAUUACUAGUCGCAGAAAAGUAUGUCUACUUAAGCAAAGAGUUCUAGUUUUAUAGUGUUCAAGAUUGACCCAGCACAAGAAAACUUCAAAAGUUGUCCAUGAGUGUUCCCAAGUGAGUCAGUGAUUCAAGUACAUACCUGGUGAGGGAGAGAGGGGCUCACUUACUGAAAAGCCAUCCACAGCUCCCACUGAUAAGCUACGUGUCUGUGAUGAACCACUGCAUGAGGGAGGACUCUUCAUGGCACGUGCUGAUACCAUGGGCUGUGGAGGCUCGCUACAGGAGCAGUAUUGCAUGGACAUAUUUACUCUUAGUAUUACAAACAGUAACAAGGAUACAGUUCCUAGAAAGAUCCUACUAACAGUUUUUUCAUGCACUGAUCUUCAAUGUGCUAAGAGAAUUCUUCUAUGUCUUGUAAAACACAUCACUUUUAAUUGUUAAGGUUUAUACAGAUGAUUUGUAUCUCAGAGGCACAAGUUAAACCAAGGUCUUGUGCUGCCAUAUAAGUGUACCAUUUAUACAUUUAUUAAGAAUAAAAUAUUUCCUAGAGAUAAUAUGUGGGAAAAAUAGAAGUUUAUUAUUGAGUAAAUUUUUGUAAAUACACUUUUACAAAGGAAUCUUUUGUUUGUACAGUUUUCGGUACUAGAGCUGGUGUAUGUUGUGACAGUGUGAAUGUGCAGCUGUGUGUCUGGCGGCAGGACACCAGUGGAGGCAGCUUGCAGGGUACUCAGCUCAGAAUCCAAACCUAACGAAGCACUAAAGGCAAACUUAACUAAGCACCUUCCUCAAGUUUUUUACCACACACACUUCUUUGAGAUAUCUGUACAUGCAUUUCUCCUUGACUUCAACUUUGUAGUCUUGUUUCUGUUGAAGAGAACAAUGUAGCUCAAUGCAGAAUUCAUCAAUGACAAAAUUUCCUCAUGGGUAUCUGCUGUUUUCUCUCAAACCAUUAAACUUUUUACUGGUCAAAUAAGCAAAAGCUUGCACACAAACUUUAUUAUUAUACAUCUAGAUUUUCUUUAUAUUGUUAUUAUUAUUAUUAUUAUUGUUGUUGUUAUUAUUAUUAUUAUUAUUAUUAUUAUUAUUAUUAUUAUUAUUAUUAUUAUUAUUAUUAUUAUUAUUAUUAUUAUUAUUAUAAGAAAAAUUUUGUUACACACCUUCAUGAGGGUUUUUACUUGAAUGGUUUAUUAGCACAGUUACCUGCACUAGUCUUUGAUCUCAUGUUAUCUAUAAAUAUAUAUACAUACACAUAUAUAUAUACAUAUAUUUCCUUGAAAAAAAAAAAACAUUUUUUGAAGCUAUAAUAAAAAUAUAUCUUUAUCACUGGGGAACCAUUGGCAUUUGGGGAGUCAGUGGGCCAAGACCACCUAUGACUGAGUACACUGUAAGCUGACUCUUUAGUAUAGUCAAGCAAUCAAAUUUGUUGCUUCUAUAUUUAAAGAAAUAUACAAGUGAAUUUUA
This is a messenger RNA of Scylla paramamosain (green mud crab), 5038 nucleotides long. RefSeq names its product hormone receptor 4-like. Lineage: Eukaryota; Metazoa; Arthropoda; Malacostraca; Decapoda; Portunidae. Gene Ontology annotation, cellular component: chromatin. Gene Ontology annotation, biological process: regulation of DNA-templated transcription. The record is from RefSeq and is a predicted model, not a curated record. Gene Ontology annotation, molecular function: sequence-specific DNA binding; nuclear receptor activity; zinc ion binding.